Pollicipes pollicipes is the source of this 790-nucleotide messenger RNA. RefSeq lists its product as uncharacterized. The record is from RefSeq and is a predicted model, not a curated record. Bases 78 to 440 code for a protein of 120 amino acids. NCBI's taxonomy places the organism in Eukaryota, Metazoa, Arthropoda, Thecostraca, Pollicipedomorpha, Pollicipedidae. The transcript has 4 exons.
UCACGUUUGAUAAAUCUCUGAACCGUUUCAAACAGUACACUGUAAGGUUAGAUGGCUGAAUAUUAUCUUCACAAGUUAUGCUCGGCUGGAUCCUAAAGGCGUUGGCCAUGUCGCAGAGGCACCAACUGGCCGACUUGAUGUUCGGCCCGGCUGGCGCCGAGCUGCCGGUCAUCUCCAACAUCACCUACAACGUGGAGACGACGCAUGCGUCCACCGAGGUGCCGCGCCUCACCGGCACAGAGCUGGACGUGAAGGUCUCUCUGGUCGGAAAGGACGUCAUCGGCAGUUUGAAGGAGCUGUACCGGUCAGGCGUCGUGACCCAGCCAUACCCGCUUCACGUGCAGAAGAUGGCCUCUCUGGGGAAGUCGGAGGUGACGGUGCGGCCGCACGGCGCGCGCCGGCCCACGCGGAACGGCGCCGGCACCUCCAGCAGCGAGUAGCGCACGGGUCGGAGCCCUCCGCCGCCGUCCGGCGAGGCGCCGCGGCGCCGGCCGACCUACCGACGGCUGCCGCACGCAUGAGAUCAUGGGCGUCCAGCAGGAUUUUAUGUCUGAGAUGCGACCUCUCGGUUGGCUGCUUGCUGUCGAGCUGUGCCGUUGUGUUCCAAUGGCGAUGGUUUCUUUGGUUAUUGCCAUGACGGCGUUUUUCGGCGGCGUUGUAGGUAACGUUCGGCUGCAAUCGUUGCCUGUCAUUUUUGUGUGUGGCAAGUGUGAAUACUGAAAUAGCUUUGUACUGAGGUGUAUUUUGGUGCAUUUAUGACACAGAUAAACAAAUAAAAAGAACUUUAUUA